Messenger RNA from Colletotrichum chrysophilum, 1167 nucleotides. RefSeq lists its product as uncharacterized. Bases 1 to 1167 code for a protein of 388 amino acids. The transcript has 2 exons. The record is from RefSeq and is a predicted model, not a curated record. Lineage: Eukaryota; Fungi; Ascomycota; Sordariomycetes; Glomerellales; Glomerellaceae.
AUGAACCGUCGCCUCCUCUCCGCCCUCGGCAGCCGUCGAACCAUCGCGAACUUCUCCCCCAAAGAUCUGGAGCGAAUCGCAACGAAGAGGAACGAAUUGGCUGCCGACUUCGAUCGCGGCCUGGGGGAAGAUGGUGAAGGCAACAAGAUCAGGCUUGACGCCGAGGAGAAAACGAUCAGCACGUCGGUUGGCGAGCUGCCCAUGUCACCCCUCAUGGAUCCAGACUUCGUAGAGACUACCAAGAGGUGGAGGCAUCACAAGGGGAGGGCGAAUAAAGGCGAAGUCAAGGACCUAAAGGAGAGAGCGAGGAGGAAACUUGAGGAAAAUGCAUAUGGUCUGUUGUGCCCAGCUGGCUUGAAUUCUGGUCACGCAGCUAACGAGGUUUUCCCAGCUCAUGCCUUGGCAUCUCCCGUCCGAAUAUGUCAGGUCUUUAGAAAACGUCUCCCCUCCUACUUCCACCAAAAGUUCAACGCCGUUCAGAACUUGGAAACCGGCAAGUUUUGGGCAAUCCCGGGGGACAUUGAAUCGGCGGCACCAGAGAAUGAUACAGCAGAGCAAGAGCCAGGUGCUGGCGAAGGAGCGCAAGAGCAGAAACCCAUGAUGGGGUCGCCUUCGGGCUACGUUAUGGCCAGGAAACGGGUAAUCUACAACAUGUUGCAAAAGCCGGGUUCGAGCCCAUAUUCUGGAACCUCCAAGGCUGUCUUCGCCAGGCGGGCGAACUUGAAAACCGAAAGGAACCAGAUCGUAUGGCGCCAAGACAUGGACAACUUCGUGCUGGAGAAUCUGAGGCGUCAAGCGGUCAACACCAUCUUGUAUUAUUUGCGGCUGUCGGAAGACGCUGACCGUGGGUAUCUGAGGCCAUGCAGCUUCCGGGACGUACACGAAAUGCAGAAGCGUGGGUGUCUGCUGUGGAUGCCGCCAAACGAAUACGGCCCGGAGUCUUUGGAGCAAUUUGCUACUUUUGACGUCCCGGACGUCAAGUGGGAGAAGAAGCUGGCCGUCCAUGACCUCAACCAACUGCUGGGACCCGAACACAUGGCGACUUUAAGGCAGUAUUCCUUGUUCAAGGACAACUCGCUGAUCCUGUUGGGCAAGCGACGCUUGUGCUCUGGAAGCUACAGGGAUAUUUGGCAGAAUUCCCUCAAGAUUUCUGGGAAACUCCUUUGA